Mya arenaria is the source of this 2943-nucleotide messenger RNA. RefSeq lists its product as uncharacterized. The transcript has 3 exons. NCBI's taxonomy places the organism in Eukaryota, Metazoa, Mollusca, Bivalvia, Myida, Myidae. The record is from RefSeq and is a predicted model, not a curated record. The coding region runs from base 504 to 2594 and encodes 696 amino acids.
UUACGUAAAUUUAACAAGAUUCUGUUUUGUCUGAAAGGAUAAUACUCUAAGUCGUAAAGAUAGGCACAGAGGAAACAAACCUUUGAUUAAAGGGAUAUAUAAUGCCUUCAUUGUCAAGGCAUUAUUCUGAAUGUCUGAAAGUGUAGUAAAUUAUUGUGCUGGAUAUAUUUGUAUUGACAUUAGGAACAUAAACUAUUAGAAAGAAGAAAAAAGUCUGGUUAUGAGGAUUUCUGAAGAUAGCACGUAUCGGCAUUUUGAUGUCAGUGAUACCGACCAAAUAAACUGAGUAAGUGUCAUGGAGGGUUUAUCAAGCCUUCCGUAGCCACUUUAAUAUACAGAGAUUAUAAUCUGAUUAAAUAAAUAUUUAAGGCAGAAUUAUUAAAAAAGGAAUGUUUAUUAUAUGGAAAAAAACUGAGAUAAACACCCGCAUUGGAUAUUGACUGUUCAAGGUAGUUGGUAUAUGGCUUGAAAACUGAUUAUAGUUGAAGCAAGUGGAGCAAUGAAUGGUUUAUAGGUUGGUAGAAAAGCAAAAGGACUUUGUGAAUCCAACAUCGUUAGAAGGACCUUGGACGCGCGGAAAAAAAAUGUCGAACGGCGUGCGCAUCCGGAAAUCCAACAGCUUCUCGAUGAAGCCGGCGACGCGUAGCUUGGAGAGCUCGGGAUCCGUGCACAGUGAACCAUGGACGAUGCGGCCCCGCCACUGGCGACAGGGGAGCUUGAAGAUGAGGCCAGUUCUGGACUUCAGAAUGCCAACGUUAGCCAACAACCGCGCGUUUUUGCUUCCCAUUGAGGACAUAGCCACCAAGACGAAAUCGAGGCUUCUCAAAAUCGAAGCUAGCCCGCCGUCAUGUCUCCGGGACGUCCGAGCGGCAUUGGAUGCUGAAAUCAAGGCCACACAGAAACGUCUCACGAGGCUAGAGCGCUCAUAUUACGGUGUGGGGAAAUCGCUUAACCACGAAGUGAAGAAGUACGCGAUGCCUUUGAAAAUCCUCGUACGAAUGCUUGGAUAUUUCGAACUUUCGUCCGUCAAAGGCGUCGAAGCUGCGAUCAAGUACGGGUCGGACCCGAAGCGUUACAAAGGAGACCCGACAAAUGUGGCUUUACUUAAAGAAGCGUAUGCGAAAGUGCAAAGUUUUGUUCCAAUUAAGUUUGAUGAUAUUGCUAGUGACUGUAAAAAGAUGCUUGUAAUAUUGGAAAAGUACUGCAUCAGUUUCUACGAACCCAAUGGCGAGAUUGAGGUGGAAACAGCUCUGCAUUAUGAAACACAGAUCAGAACUUGGAGAAGAGUCAUACAUGAAACUCUGGACAAAAUUAACAGUCUUGUCAUGCAUUUUAGAAACAGAGGCAUUCAUUACACGAUGUUUAGUUCCACUGUUGCAACGUUCUGUCAAAGAAAUGAAUGUGAAAUAGUGCCUUUCCUGUUACUCUUCGCGGAAGCCUGUACAAACAUUAGAACAGUACUCUCAGCUAUGGCACAGUGGCUCAAAUCUGACGAAAACUACGGUGUCUUUUUACAGAAUGAUGUAGCUGACUUGGAGAGACAAAGAGAGGAACAAAUAAAAGUAGUUCGUGAGGCGAGGGAACAGUAUCACUCCGCCAUAUUUAAAGUGAACCAGACAGAAACGGAAUAUACAAAACUACUGGCGCAAUUAGAAAAUCUGAAAGAGAAAGAUGAUACGAGUGAGAUAGAAGAGACCUUCCUCAUUAACAAGUGUAAUGAGUUAGAAAUGGACAUGGAGUUCAAAGAAGGUAGGAGGGAUGAUAUGAAAAAUCAACCAUUAGAUUCAGAUUCUCUGGAGUCGCUGGCGAUAACCUGGGACAAUUUGAAUGAAGAGAUAAGGUUUCUGAAAGAGAACUUACCAGGCGUGAAAAAACAGCUAGCAACCGUGCAGCAACGGCGGGAAUGGAUAAGCGAAAGGAGGGUUCAAUUAGAAAAGAUGGAGAGAGAAUUGGAGCAGCUGACGAAAGAUGCUAACUCUACCAGCGAGGUAAAGGUGAUGCGAGAGGGUGAGUUGGAGACGAUAGAGAGGACCUUGGAGAUAUCGCGGCGGCUCCUCCUCCACAAGACCAGCAACGAUUCCGUGGCGAAGAUCUUCUAUGACCUGCCCAUCACUGCCAGAAACAACAAACCGAAACUGCCAAACAUCUCGAAUGGCACCGACGGUACCCUGGACAAGGCAUGCGCCGUGGUUGAGGCGGAGAUCGGCCUGGAUUGGAUACAGCUGUACCGCGCACUUCCAUUCUUCCCGACCCGCGGUGCUGAAACCAUUGAAAAGGACAUCUCAUCCAUCGCCAUGGAGGGCGCCCGCGGUCCGAAAAAGGACAUUGCCGGAGUCGCCCUCGCGCGAUGGAGGCGGCACCACACACGGGCGCGCGCCGAGGACCUGAAACAGGGCUUGAAGGCGAUCCGGCGGCCGGACCUUUACCGCGAGGUGGAUCUGACGAUCCACCCACCGCUCGUGGAGGAACCGCCUCCGGAGUACUUUCCGCCGGAACUGGAUCCCGCCCUUCGUCCAUACUAUAGAGACGUCGUGAAGCUAGACAAACUGAUAGCAGACAAGCGGAUAAAGGUGGAACAAUUACCAGAGGAUUGAUAUUAUCGUUUCGUUAUAUAUAUUUUUUCAAAUUGAAUGUUUUGAAAUAUUCAAUAACGUCAUAGAAAUACUAACAAGGCUUAGGGGUAACAAAGACUUAAAAAACCCACUAACAAUUGUUUGUUAUCAGACUGGCAAAUUGAAUGGAAAUAGUUCUUGAACUUUCAAGUAUUUUCAUUAGUCCAUGUGAUCUAAAGCUAACGGAUGUAGAGUUAAAUCCGGUUAGUUUUAGGACAAACAUGACCUUUUAACGAUAGCCUCAGUUAAAAGUCUCAUUGCAUUUAUUGUUUAAAUUAUAUAUGUAUAUAACUGAUUAUCUUUUAUAUUCUUUUGAUUUUAAUUAUUUUAA